Molecule: messenger RNA, 3800 nt
Organism: Vitrella brassicaformis
Lineage: Eukaryota; Vitrellaceae
Source: the annotation of a GenBank genome assembly
GACGGCCGUCUCCAUCAACGAGACUUGACGGUGGAUCAUGACUACAAUCAGUGCACUGGCUGCUGCAGAAGCUGGAGAGCCCGAGGAAAGGGGGCAUAUAGAGGUCUGUCUGUCCGUCUGCACCACCGACUACGUGCGGCCACACUAAACCUCGUGUGUGGUGUGCUUUCUUCUGCUCCAGGCUGACCAUCUUUCGGCCUCUGUGGCCUUCCACGGGACCCCGCGGACAACAGAGAGGUAUGGCAAUGCACGGGGCAUGCACCUUACCGAUGGCAUUGUGCCGUUGGGUGUCCCUCAGAGACCAGGAGAGCGGCCACACCUUCUCGACACAAGUACCUUCAGCCCAAAGGCUGUUUGUGUGCCCGCACGCGCCCUUGCGUUGUUAUCGUGUGCAGUUUGAUGUGUUGUUCGGUGCCGUGAUCGUGCUGAAUGCGGUGAUAAUUGGAGUGGAGGUGGACUGGGGCAAAAAGAUGAAGGAGGGAAAGGGCAGGCGGUACGCGACAUGGCAUUGCAUCAUCCGCAUGGACGCACACGUGCAUGUCUGAUUGGGUGUUGGGUAUUGGUUGGUGUCUCGUCUGUCUGCCAGAGAGCUCCAUUGGUUCGUCCUCGAGGUCAGGAAGGAGACAUGACCACCCAGCACAAACAUAUGCAUACGUACAAGGCCUCAAUCGUCUGUGUGGUCAUAAAUCGCUCCGGAGAACAUCUUUGCAGCGGUGUUCUUUCUCGAGUUUGUGUUGCGGUAUCGUGUGCUGCGAAACAUGUACUUCAGGGACGCGUGGAACUGUACGCUGUCAAUGCGAUUGUUCUACACUUACUUGCCAGCAGUCCGUUUAAUGUUUGUGUGUCAGGCUUCGAUUUCUUUCUGGUGGUGGUCGCUGCUGUCGAUGUGUGGGUGCUCACGGUGAGCUAGACAGGGUGUCCAUUCGCAAUGGACACGUGUGUGCGCUUGCGUCCCUUCUGUGCCUUCAGUGGAUCAUGGAGACAACAGCAAGCGCUAUUCGGGUACGCGAACUGCGCACUGACGGAUGUGAUCAGAUUUUGUGGUUGGGUGUUCGUGUGUGUGCAAGUGUUGACGCUUCUGCGUAUUGUGCGUCUGUUUCGGCUUGCAAGACUGGUCAGGCUCUUCAGAAUUUUCAAGGAGCUGUGGUACGCCGCGCCAACCACACACGCGACUGCAUCGGUCCGUCCGUGUGCACGUGUGUCCACCGAUUGCGUUGCAUUGCAGGUUGUUGAUGAGCGGCCUGGUGACGUCGAUGAGGACCCUUUCGUGGGUGGGCCUCCUGCUGUUCCUCUUCCUAUACAUAUCUGCCAUAUUGUAACCACACACAGACAGCACAGCACAGCACAGAGCUCAAUUGUACAUCUUUGUUUGUGUGCACAUGUGUGUGUCUUCUGUGGGUGCAUUUGCUCGGCAGUGUGACACAGAUUGUCAAGCAAUCGUCGGAAUUUGAAGGAGAUGAAGAGGUACAUAGGCUGGGUGGCUGGGUGGGUGGGUGGGAGACACACACCUUUGCGCACCAAUAUGCCACAGGUCCGCGAUCUGUGGGGCACGGUGCCCCGCUCGAUGUAGGUCUGGGAAGGAGAGACACACUGGCGCACAUUGCCUGGUCUGUGUGUGUGUAUGUGUGUGUGUGUGUGUGUGUGCGUAGGUUCACGCUGUUCCAAGUCAUGACGAUGGCCGACUGGGCAGGUAGACAAAGAAGCAAUGCGGUGGUGUGCAUCAUUCGUCGAUGUGAGCAUACGUCUACGCAGAGCCGGUCCGUCACGUCAUGACCAAGAUGCCCUGGCUCGCAGCAUUCUUCAUCCUCUUCAUCGGGUACGUCCCCACACCGACAACAUACGGCAACACACUUGCCUGUGUCUUGUCAGUGUGACUGCUUUCGCCAUCAUGAACCUGGUCAUCGGCAUCAUCUGCGAAAGCACUCUCUCGGCCGUCAACAACGACGAACGAGAGGUCAGUCAGCCAUUUAUUCCAGAAGGACAACUAUGUAUGUGCCAAAGGUGUCUGCGAUCAGGUGAACCUGAAGUUGGAAGAGGAGUGGCGGACGUUGCUGGAAUCGCUCCACGACAUAUUCGACACCAUGAACCACAAUGUACCAAUCGAGAUGUCAGCCGCUGGGCCAUAGACGGCAGAUGUGUGUGUGUGUUGUGUGCGGCGCAGAGCGACGGGGCCAUCUCUCGUGACGACUUUCUCGAUGCACUGCAAGACGACAAAGUCAUGAUAGACAGAGGCACACAUAAAAGCACGGUCUCAUUGCUGGCUCUUCGUGCAGGUGGUCGGCCGCUUGCUGGCUGUUGGAAUUGAGGUGGUCGAUGCGGAGGAGCUCUAUGACGUGCUCGACGCCAACGGUAUGCCAUGCGCACACACGCACAGGACCGAUCGGCCGAUCGGUUCCUGUGCCCUGUGUGUGUGUCAGGCGAUGGCGUGAUCAGUCUGGAUGAGUUCAUCGACGGCUGCGUCCGUCUCAAGGUGCGCCAGAGCGAGAAACAGAGAGACACUUGGACGUGCGCUGUCUCUCUCUGGUGUGCAGGGUGCGCCCAAGUCAGUGAACCUGCUGGCGGUGCAGUGCGACCAGCGCAACAUCAAGCGAAGGCUGGUUCACCUCGAGAAACGACUCGACACGCUCAUCGCCGCCGCGGUGCAGUGCGUCGCCACCCGCACAAAAGGGGGCGACCGUCGUCAGACUCAAGCAGCCGAUGACGACGCCGCACAAGACAACAAAGACAGCAGCAGCAGCAGCAGCAGCAUUGGCGGAGAACCAGAACCGGGCGAGAAAACACACCCAGAGGUGCUGCGCCAUGACAUCUGUGACCGAUUUGCCGAUGCUCGAACGUCUGUUGUGCUGUGUCUCAUGUCUCAGAAGGGGCGCACGGCAAUCGGCGCCGGCAAGGGCGUCGAUUUCACCCAUCAGUGGCUCAAGCGCAGCCGCACCGACCAUCACCACCACCACCACCGUCAGCACAGCAGCAGCAGCAGCAGCAACGAUGACGACCCAAUCAAGCGCGCCUCCACCACCACCGACAAUCUGCAAGGCAGCAUCCAGCUCUCCCUCUCCCAACCGCCCUGCCCUGCCAUCGACACCGAAGCGAUGCACACACACACGUGCGAAGGGCUGCAUGAGAGCGGCCAUGGAAUGGGUGUGUCGAUGCGGGCGUCUCCGUCGGAUGGAGACAUGCACCCGCCCAACUCGCCGCCGCGGUCUGAGCCGACGUGUGCAGAUGCACCUAAUGCAGAUGGUGGCAUGACGGUCGAUUAUGACGUGGGAGAAGGCCGUGGGUCUCGGCGUGUGUCCGUCGGAUUGCCUCAUGUAGACGAGCGGUGAGGGUGUGUGUGGGAGUCGAUGGAGGGAUGGAUGGAUGGAUGGUCUUUGGACGGCACAACAGAGACAGGAGCAACGCCACUCGUCCGACAAGACGUUUGUGGUUAGUAUGUGGCGGCGUUGGUGGAGCGUAGCUUUUCGCUGCUCAACGACCGGCCAUCUCUCGUAGACUGAAGGAGCGAAUCAACGAACGAACGAACGAACGAGCCAUUCAUGUAGGCAUGCAGCAGGUAGUGGUGUGUGUGUAGUGUACCUCACGUAGUUGCCAGCAGUCAGCAAACACGCAUGGCAUGGACACAUCGAUGCAGUGGGCAGUGGGCGAGUGGGUGCGGUCACUCUCAUGGAACACAUAUGCAUAUGGAUGGAUGGAUGGAUGCAUCACAUGUAGCUUGAAACGACGAAUGACAUGCAGGUAGGGUAGAGGUGGUGUACAGGAGUGAGUGUAUCAUGGUGGUGGUGUACACAUACAGCCUUUGCUCA